GCAUCCUGCCUCAUCCCACCUCGGGACACAGGUGGGACCCCCUUCCAGUCCUGAACCCCAGGCGCGGGGCCACCCAGGACUGCGCAACAGGGCGCAGAAGGUUGGGUGACCCGGCGGCCGAUUGGGGCGGCACCUGAGGAGAGCCACGCAACUUCUCCCGGCCUCCUGCCACUUUGGAAACUGCCUGGGACUACGACAUCAACCCCUUAAGCUCCGGAGCCCGAGCCGGAGAGAGAGAGGGUGGGUUGGUUUGAGAGACCUAAGAGGAAAAAAAUGUGUCGUGGGGCGGGCUUAGUUUCCCACCCUCUUCCCCCUUCCCGAGCAAAUUAAAAACAAAACAAACAGAAAAGCCAGCUCGCCAGCCAACCAAAGCCCCGAGCCGAGCCCCAGCCGAAGCACUCAUUUAAAAGGAUUUGCAGUGCUGAGGGAGAAACCAGAUCGGACCAAGGAAUCUUUCUGCAAACCCAGGUCUGCAAGGUCUACGGGACUGCCAGGUCUCUGAUGACAUCAGCAUUGCCGUUUGGUGUCAGAGUUCAUUCCAUUUCACCCGUUGACAACCUUGUCCCAGCGUCUGCCUGAUAUCCAGUUCGGUGCAUCUCUCUGAAGUAAGAUGAUUUGCCAGAAAUUCUGUGUGGUCUUGGUACACUGGGUGUUUCUUUAUGUGAUAGCUGCACUUAACCUGGUACAUCCGGCCUCUCCCUGGAGAUUUAAGUUGUUCUGUGCACCACCAAACACAACCGACAACUCCCUUCCCUCACCCGCUGCGAUCGCCAAGAACGCCUCCGCCCUGCGUGAGGGCUCUGAAGCCGUUGUUGAAGCUAAAUUUAAUUCCACUGGUAUCUACGUUUCUGAGUUAUCCAAGACAGUUUUCCAUUGUUGCUUUGGGAAUGAACAAAGGAAACGCUGCUCCGUGCUCACUGACAACAGUGAAGGGAAGACGCUGGCUUCAGCGGUGAAGGCUUCAGUUUUUCGCCGGCUGGGUGUAAACUGGGACAUAGAGUGCUGGAUGAAAGGGGACUUGACGUUAUUCAUCUGUCAUAUGGAGCCAUCACUUAAGAACCCCUUCAAGAAUUAUGACUCUAAGGUCCAUGUUUUAUAUGAUCUGCCUGAAGUCGUAGAUUAUUUGUCUCUGGCCCCACUGAAAGACAGUUUUCAGACUGUCCAGUGUAACUGCAAUGUCCAGGAGUGUAAAUGCCAUGUGCCGGUACCAAGAGCCAAACUCAACUACUCUAUUCUGAUGUAUUUGGAAAUCACAUCUGCUGGUGUGAGUUUUCAGUCACCUCUAAUGUCAGUGCAGCCCAUGCUUGUUGUGAAGCCUGAUCCACCAGUAGGUUUACGUAUGGAAAUCACAGACGAUGGUAAUUUAAAGAUUUCUUGGAACAGCCCAACAGUGGCACCGUUUCCACUUCAAUAUCAAGUGAAAUAUUCAGAGAAUUCAACAAUUAAAAGAGAGGCUGCUGAAAUUGUCUCAGCGGCAUCCCUGUUGGUAAACAACGUGCUUCCUGGAUCUUCCUAUGAGGUCCAGGUGAGGAGCAAGAGACUGGAUGGCUCAGGAAUCUGGAGUGACUGGAGUUCACCUCAGGUCUUUACCACACAAGACGUCAUGUACUUCCCACCCAAAAUUCUGACAAGCGUUGGGUCGAAUGCUUCCUUUCACUGCAUCUACAGAAAGGACAGCCAGAUUAUCUCCUCAAAGCAGAUAGUCUGGUGGAUGAAUCUGGCUGAGAAAAUCCCUGAGAAACAGUACAGCAUUGUGAGUGACCACAUUAGCAGAGUGACGUUUUCCAACUUGAAAGCCACCAGACCUCGCGGGAAGUUCACGUAUGACGCAGUAUACUGCUGCAAUGAGCAAGAGUGCCAUCACCGCUAUGCCGAAUUAUACGUGAUUGAUGUCAAUAUCAAUCUAUCAUGUGAAACUGAUGGGUACUUAACUAAAAUGACUUGCAGAUGGUCAGCCAGCACAAUCCAAUCACUUGUGGGAAGCACUGUGGAGUUGAGGUAUCACAGGAGCAGCCUGUAUUGUUCGGAUAGUCCAUCUCUUCAGCCUACGUCCGAACCCAAAAACUGCACCUUGCAGAGGGAUGGCUUUUAUGAAUGUGUUUUCCAGCCAAUCUUUCUAUUGUCUGGCUAUACAAUGUGGAUCAGGAUCAAUCAUUCCCUAGGUUCACUUGAGUCUCCGCCCACGUGUGUCCUUCCUGACUCUGUAGUAAAACCGUUACCUCCAUCUAGUGUGAAAGCAGAAAUUACUGUAAACAUUGGAUUACUGAAAAUAUCUUGGGAAAAGCCAGUCUUUCCAGAGAAUAACCUUCAGUUCCAGAUUCGAUAUGGCUUAAACGGAAAAGAAAUACAAUGGAAGAUACACGAGGUAUUCGAUGUAAAAUCCAAGUCAGCCAGCCUGCCGGUGCUGGACCUCUGUGCGGUCUAUGUGGCACAGGUGCGCUGCAGGCGGUCGGAUGGACUGGGGUACUGGAGCAACUGGAGCAGGCCAGCCUACACGCGCGUCAUGGAUGUGAAAGCUCCCCUGAGAGGACCUGAAGUUUGGAGACUAAUGGAUGGCGAUGUUACUAAAAAGGAGAGAAAUGUCACCUUGCUUUGGAAGCCCCUGAGGAGAAACGACUCAAUGUGCAGCGUGAGCAGGUACGUGGUGCAGCACCGGACCGCCCACAACGGGACGUGGUCAGAAGACGCGGGCAAUCAGACCAACCUCACUUUCCUGUGGGCAGAGCAGGCGCACGCGGUUACAGUUCUGGCCAUCAAUUCCAUCGGCGCCUCCCUUGCAAAUUUUAACCUGACAUUCUCACGGCCCAUGAGUAAAGUGAAUGCUGUGCAGUCACUCAGUGCUUACCCCCUGAGCAGCACCUGUGUGGUCCUGUCCUGGACACUAUCACCUGGUGGUUACAACCUACUGUACCUGAUUAUUGAAUGGAAGAAUCUUAAUGAAGAUGAUGGAAUGAAAUGGCUUCGAAUCCCUUCGAACGUUAAGAAGUAUUAUAUCCAUGAUAAUUUCAUUCCCAUUGAGAAGUAUCAGUUUACUCUUUACCCAGUAUUUAUGGAAGGAAUUGGAAAACCAAAGAUAAUUAAUGGUUUCACCGAAGAUGAUGUUGACAAGCAGAAGAAUGACGCCGGGCUGUAUGUGAUUGUGCCCAUAAUUAUUUCCUGUUGUGUCCUGCUGCUUGGAACACUGUUAAUCUCACACCAGAGAAUGAAAAAAUUGUUUUGGGAAGAUGUUCCAAACCCCAAGAAUUGUUCCUGGGCACAAGGACUUAAUUUCCAAAAGAGAACGGACAUUCUUUGAAGUCUCUCAUGACCACUACAGAUGAACCCAAUCUACCAACUUCCCAACAGUCCAUAGAGUAUUAGAAGAUGUUUACAUUUUGGAGGGAAGCAAACCUAAACUAUUGUUUGAAUUACUAAGAAGUGAUAUAUGAUGAGCUUAGUUGAGAAGUGUGCAUAUGUGGUCACAGUGCAGUUCUGUUGGAACAUAUGUUUGAUUUUCAGGCCAUUGACCAUUUAAAAUUAAUACUCAUGGUCUCUACUUUUGAUUUUUUUUUUAUUUUUAUAUUCCGGGUCAUAAAAUGCUAAUGGUGUGACUGUUGCUGUCAGAACCUAUUUUGUUACCUAUCACCAAAUAUCAUGGAUAAUGCUGUAACUCAAGUGAUCUCUAGCAGGCAACUUCUGACAUACAGCUUUAGCAAAAAGUCCACAUACAAACUGCAGGGACGGUAUUCAGCUUUAAUUUCUGUGUGUGAAAGCUUCCAUAUUAAAUUUCUUUAUCAACGCAAAUUGAUGAAUUUGACUGUUCUCUUGAAUAACAUGGCUUGUGUGUAUCAAACUUGGAACAAUGUAGGAGUUUCAGUUUUCUAUAGUCUUGAAAAUGGCUUAAGUUCUAACUUUCACUUAUUUCAAAGAAAGCCAGAAGUUGAUCACGGGCCAGUAGAAGCUAUUAGGAAAACCAAACCCACCCGGGUAAGAUUGCUCAGAGCAGAAAAGAGGACCAGCCUCCAUAAAUCUAGUUUAUUUCCCUUGAGUCAGCCAAGGAUUCUGGAAGAAAGGGGAAUAUGAGGAGAAAGGAGACUUCCUGGAGUUUUACAGAUAGGUCAUGGUAAAGACAGGGUUUUUCUCCCAGAGAAUCAGAUGGCUUGGCAUGUCUGUAGGACGUUAAUAUACCAUGGGCUUUAUUGCUUACAUUCAAACUAAAUCAAACUGAGGGACACAAAUAACAUUCAAAUUUAAAAUAUGGGGUCACUUAGAUGUGGCUGGUAAUUUUAUUUGGAUGUUUACAUUUUUAGAAUUAAGACACUAUGGAGGCUGUAUAUUCCUUUCUCUUCUUCAUUUACUAUUAAACGACAUCAUUAUAGGAUAAAAUUUAACUGUAUACCUAUGAAGGUUAUUUUCCAACUCAUAUCAAUAGAGUGAAACAAAUUUUGAACCAAUAAACCUUUUAGAAGUUUUCAGACCACUGAUAAGAUAUAUUUCAAUAUUAUGUGGUUAAACAUUCUUUUAGUGAAACCUUCCAUAUGAAUGUGUUUUUAGAUGGCCAUGACCUGUUCCUCAACUAGUUACUCAUUACGAAGCUUUGAGCACCGUUGAGUACAUGAAACAGAGCAUUUGGAGAACACAUGUGUGCUUGACCCCAUACCAUGUAUUAUUUCUAUUUUUCCAUAUCUAUAGAAAGAAGAUAAUGAAAUGAGUGGAUUAGAUGCUGAGCUCAUUUAAAAUUUUAGAACAACUCAGACAUAUAAGUAGUAGAAACAUUAAAGGAAAAAUAAAAUGUUUGAAGAAAAAUCACAAAUGUAUAGAUUCUGUCAGAAACAAAGUGGGAGUGGAUCAAUUUUCUCAUCAUAUACCAUUUAGUGACAGUAUUUUUCAUCAUUCAGUAUUUUAACGCUGACAUAGGUCUAUGCCAUUAUUAUUAUAUUUAGUGUUUGGUAUAUUUAUUCAUUUAUGGUUUUAAUCACUAAUAUAUUUCAGUUAAGAAUUUGCAACUGCUCUGUUUUUCUCUGAGAUACACUUGCCAUUGUGAAGAACAUCUGGGUACACCACUAUCUCAGGCAAUAACUCAGAAUUCAUUUUACUAGCUUAAAAACUGUAACAUUCAGAAGCUAAAUUAAAUGUAUGAUCUAUGAACCAAAACACAUUUUCUGUUUGGUUGUGUUAACUAUUCAAUGUGGUGUAUCUGCAGUAUUUUUUAUUUCACAUUGUAUUUUAAUGUGUUUACAUUGUUUGUACUGAGCUUUUUGCACACAGAUUUUUGAUUUGUAGCUGCUUGGCAAGAUUUCAUUGUGAUGUAACCCUUGUUCUUAUAAAAAAAAAAUCAUGUUGUACAUUU
Messenger RNA from Psammomys obesus (fat sand rat), 5329 nucleotides. RefSeq names its product leptin receptor (gene Lepr). The transcript has 20 exons. Gene Ontology annotation, biological process: cytokine-mediated signaling pathway. The coding region runs from base 611 to 3295 and encodes 894 amino acids. Gene Ontology annotation, molecular function: cytokine receptor activity; protein binding. Gene Ontology annotation, cellular component: membrane; external side of plasma membrane. Lineage: Eukaryota; Metazoa; Chordata; Mammalia; Rodentia; Muridae. The record is from RefSeq and is a predicted model, not a curated record.